Messenger RNA from Engraulis encrasicolus (European anchovy), 4761 nucleotides. RefSeq names its product afadin. Lineage: Eukaryota; Metazoa; Chordata; Actinopteri; Clupeiformes; Engraulidae. The transcript is spliced from 27 exons. Gene Ontology annotation, molecular function: cell adhesion molecule binding. The record is from RefSeq and is a predicted model, not a curated record. Gene Ontology annotation, cellular component: adherens junction. Gene Ontology annotation, biological process: signal transduction; regulation of protein localization.
AUGGAUGUAGGGACCAAUCGUGAAGUUGUUGAUGCAGCUUUUAAAGAGCAAGAACGUGGUAGACUAGCAUACAUCAUUAACCAGUGGAACGCCAAAAGACUAGACCUGUUUGAAGUCACCCAGCCAGACCAGGACCUCAAGUACCAUGGAGUUAUGAGGUUUUUUUGGGAAGACCAAGUUUCAGAGAAUAUUGCCACCAAAUGUGUACGUGUCAGCUGUGAGGACACUGCCCAGUCGGUCACAGAGACCCUGUUGGAGAAGUUUAGGCCAGACAUGAAGCUCAAGACCGACUCCUAUGCUCUACAUGAGGUCCACGUCAAUAAAGAUGAGAGGCGUCUGGGCCAAAAUGAGAAACCUCUGCUGGUUCAGCUCAGCUGGAUCCAACACAACUGUGAGGGCCGUUUUGUUCUGAAGAACAUCAAGACCACACCGCAGGUCUGAGUGCAGUUAUGCAUAGAAAAGAAAGAGAAAUCGGGAAUCAUCCAGAACUUCAAAAGGACGCUGUCCAAAAAAGAGAAAAAAGACAAGAAGAAAGACUUAUCUGGUUCUAAGGACAACAAAGAAAAGAAAGAGAAUGGACAAAAUACGAAGAAGUCCACACAGCAGAGCAGUGCAAAAUCUGAUGCUGAGAGGAAAAAGUCUGGGGGAGGACUGCAGGACAAGGGCAUUGUUUCUAAAGAAUGUGCUAUUACCAUGUUCAUCAUCCUCCACCUCCCCUUUCUCAGGCCUCCAGAAGAGGAGCCCCAGCCGGGUCACAGCAGGGAGGGCAGGGGCAGGCCGCCCAAAACAAAGAGAACGGGGAUAAUUACCAAGGGUGCCUUCUCAUCUUCCCCUGCCCUUAUUCUUGUCUCCUUCGCUCCUGUGCCCCCAGAUGAAGAGGCCUUCCUGGUUGCCAUAGUGAGCUACACCAACAGCUCCACGGUGCACUUCCCCCUGUCCCCGGCCUACGCCUUCUACCUCCUGGGACGCUCCUUACUCGUACGCCCUUACGACUGCACGGACCACAUCGCCACCAUUACCAACAAGAUGGUGGCCAUGAUACACACUGUGAUUGAGAAGCACAGGACCAUUGCUGUGUCCCUGGCCUUCUGGAUGGCCAAUGCAGCUGAGCUGCUGAACUUCCUGAGGCAGGACCGGGAGCUGAACCCUCUCACGCGGCCCGCCCAGAGCUCCCUGGCUCAGCUCAUACACCACGCCUUCAGAUACCUAUCCCAGCGUCUGCGUAAGGACCUUGAGAGACACAUGCCGUCCUUUUUGACUGACACCAAGGACCAAUCAGCAAAGUCCCCAGCAAUAGAGGGAGUGUUGAGUUGCCUGGUGCGGGCCAUGAGUCUACUGCGCAGGUGUCGGGUGAACGCCGCCUUCAGCAUCCAGCUCUUCUCUCAGCUGCUGCACUUCAUCAGCGCCUGGCUGCUCAACUGGCUGCUGGGGGGCUCUGGCUCUGGCUCUGGCUUGGGCACGGUGGCGCCUGGAUCUGCGUCUGCGUCUGCGGGCCUGAGGGCUCGUCUGCCGCGCUCGCCCCUCUGGCUGGAGACCCUGCGGCAGCGCCUCACCCUGGUCUCGGCCUGGGCAGAGAGGCAAGGCCUGGAGCUGGCAGCCGACUGCCAUCUGAGCAUGGCUAUGCAGGCCAUAACUCUCCUCAGCAUGAGUCCACACACCAUGCAGGACACCAGAAGGAUCCACGAGGCCUGCUUUAAACUCAACUCCCUACAGAUACGCACACUCAUGGCCAACCAGCCCACCAUACCAACGCACCUGAUUGACAACCUGGUUGCCCUGGCCGAGAGUACCACAGACGACCUGCUGCAGCGGGAGGGCUGGGAGGUCCAGCUGGAGGUGGAGGUUGACCUGCGGCUGCCCUUCCUGCUGCCCGAGGACGGCUACGCCUGCGACAACAUCCAGGGCAUCCCGCACGGCUUCCGGGACUUUCUGGAGCCUAUCUGCCACAAAGGCUUCUGCUCGCUGGUGUUUCACCCUUUCUCAGCCGGCUCCUGGACCAUCUUCUUCAGCAGGUCUUCAGACACCUCAUCCCCUGAUCCCCCGAGCCUGUGCUACAAAACGAAUGGCUCUGGACUGAUGAAACCGGAUGUGGCCAUGAUUGUUUUGAAGAAGCCAUUGCAUCGUGGACUUGGCCUCAGCAUUGUAGCGGCUAAGGGACCUGGACAAAACAAGCUUGGGAUUUUCAUCAGGUCUAUCGUGAAGGGUGGAACAGCACAUAUUGAUGGCCGACUGUCCACAGGAGACCAGCUUCUCAGUAUGAAUGGACAAAGUCUAGUGGGCCUCACGCAGGAGAAGGCAGCAGACAUCUUGUUGCACAGCAGCUCUGUGGUGAGCUUGGAGGUGGUGAAGUCAGCUGCCGUGUUCUACGGCCUUGAGGACGUGCUAAGCCAACCACCUCCUGUCAUAACCACAGCAGAGGCACCAGAGCGAAGUAGCCCCUGCAAGAAGCUGGUGGGCAUGAGGGGUACCCAGAAUGCAACGGUGCUGCAGAGGAACCGAUGGGAGUAUCGUUCCAACCCCAACCUCGCAUAUCACCAUUCUGCUGCUCAUGAGAUGUCAGUGGACCCGGUGACACCAGCCAACAAGAUCACAUCAGUCUCUACGGGUAACCUGCUGGAGGAGCAAAUGGUGCCCUCCUCUUCUCCUCCUCCGUCAGUGCCAGGAUGCCAGAGGGAGUAUCUCACCUUGCCUACGCCCAGAUCCCACAGCUCUAAAGAGCCAGAACCAACAACCCUCAGUAAAGGGCAUUCAGAGAGACCUGCUGCCAUAAACACUAUGAGACACGCUCGGUCACAGGAGAACUUGUGUGAGGAGAGACGGCUACCCUCCAUUCCAGACAGACCACCACAAGCGUGGAAAAGUCAGUGCGAUCUCGCCAAGCAGGAUGCAUCAUCAUCAGGUCAAUCCAUCGCCAUACCUGUGCAGCCAAGUUCAAACAUCAGAGCUGUCAACAAAGGUCCCCCGAGGGCCUCGAUGACCGGAGUCCUCAUGAAGACGUCCCAGCCCACGCGUAUCGACGUGCCCGCCUCCCCGUCCCACGGCCUCUCCUUCGUCACCUUCCGUCCUCCCCCGGGAGACCAAGGUCACGUCGUGUCCUCUCAGACUCUCAUCAGGACCCCUCCCCACCACCACCACAGUGGACCUCAGCCCCCGGCGGCCAGUCACAGGCAGCAACACCCGGGCCUGGCACAGUCUCCUCCAGCUCACGCCUGGCCCGCACUGCCUCGGCCUCACCUCGCCCCGGCUCUCUCUGCCCAACACAAGAGGCUCUCCGCCAGACCUCAGGCCCCAGGCCACAACGUGCCAGUUCUUAGCCCAUCAAAGGAAGCUCCAGGCCAGACCCCCUCCUCCUCCUCCUCCUCCUCCUCCUCCGCCACACAAGGCCUAAUUUCCCCAUCUGGAAGACAGACCACAGGCCUGAGCGUAGAGGCAGCCCCUGGCGGAGGUUUGAGACUGGACCCGUGGAGGCGCGAGGAGCAGGAGAGGCUCCAGAAGCAGUACCGACACCAGGCCGUUGGGGAGCUGGAGCAGGAGGUGCUACAGCUGCAGGGGAAGGUGCAGCGCACCCUGGAGGAGAGCGAGCGUCUGCGCAGGCUGUCGCUGGAGUGGCAGUUCCAGAGGAGGCUGCAGGAGUUCCAGCAGCAGCAAAGCGAGAGUGAGGAGGAGGGAGACGUGGACAUCAGAGAGCACGAGCGCAGACAGCAGGAGGAGAGAAAGAGCAUGGAGGCAAACACAAUGGAACAACACGUAGUCAUUCAGCAGGCCACUGAAGCUCAGACAGAAGAUUCCAAGGCGACAGCAGAGGUUAAAGGAGGAGGUGAUGUGGUGUCCCCAAACCAUAAGACUGUUAAUGGAAGCCAUGAAGGGGAAAUCCUCAGCCAAGUGAAGGCACCUGAGAAGCUGUCAUUCAAGGAGCGACAGAAGCUCUUCGCUCUGGCUGUGAGCUCCUGAUGAAAUCUCCUGUUUCUAGAGGCAGGAGACCAAGGGGAAGAUUCAAGAUUAAAGAUUAGUUUUAUUUGUCUCGCAGGAAAUUUGUCUCGGACAAUCACAAGGGGAAGGGGUACAACCAGGGCUGGACUGGGGGAGCAAUAGGGCCCGGAUACUAUUGGCUUAAAGGGGCCCCUCAUAAUUAGCCGUGCAGAACGGACGCACCAGUGUCACAAUGUUUUCUUUUUUUUGUGUGACAUUUCUGAAAAUAGGGAAACGCCCGCUAUCCCAGAUGGCCAGUCCAGCCCUGGGUACAACAGACAAAUGAGAUUUGGUGUCGUUUCACACUAUACAGUGAAGAUGUUAAUCUAACUAGCCAAACACACACUCUCUAAUGGGUCAAAGUGGCUGUUAAGUUGGUAUUUUCUACCAGUCAACCAGACAUUUCACAUUGGCCGGUUGGCUAGUGUUAAUUUAGAGCCCUGGAGAUACCACAUGUUUUGGAGUCUGGACAUCUGACUGCUGCUCUCUAUGAUCCACAUCAGACUUGCAACUGCCUCAGAGUUGCAGUUGGACUUAAAGUCUAACCAUGAAGUGUCCUUAAUGAUGUGCUGUAGCUACUGUUAAAUGUUGAAAACAGUAUGGGUUUAAUGAGCCAUGCCUACAAGAAUCAUAUCAUAUUUAGUUAUGACCUUAUUUAAAUUAUAGGCCAAUAAUAGUUUCAGUUGAGAAAGAAGAUGUGUCAUAUUGUUGAACAAUAUUGUUGCAUGUAGUUUGAAAUUUAGAUAGCAAUGUGUCAUGACUCAUAAGGUAAUGUAGACCAUGUAGUGAAGA